Molecule: messenger RNA, 894 nt
Organism: Chondrus crispus (carragheen)
Lineage: Eukaryota; Rhodophyta; Florideophyceae; Gigartinales; Gigartinaceae
Exons: 3
Coding region: 1-894 (297 amino acids)
Source: RefSeq, a predicted model, not a curated record
AUGCCCAGUCACGGACAUCGUUCUGGCCACCCAUUCACCGCUUCAGAGCACUAUCCACGUCCGCACCCUUGCUUCCUCGCGAUUGCGCAUCUUUCCCGUGCCGCCAUGCAAGCAGCGUUUGCAACAACGGGCCAGUUGCCUACGUUUUCCAAGUCUCUAAACCCUUCCUUGUCACGAUGUUCACCGACUUCAACGCACAUCACUGCUCGUCGUGCACGUUUUUCAGCCUCGCUUUCCUCUCCAUUCCCACUUCCUGAUUUAUUUUCCUUUCCCAACGUCGUCUUCCUCUCGUCAACGGCCUCAUCUGACUUUCGCCCAGAGCUUGUCGGCUCUUUGCUGUGGACGGCAGGUCUCUACCUCGGCUUUUCCCAGAGCAAACGAUGGGGGUCUAUGGUUUUUGACGCUCAAGCAAAGUUAUUAAGAUCCUUUCAGCUUCCAGAAUUGGCAGUCGAGGUCCUUGUCCUUCCCACACAUUCGCUUCCGUUUCUCGCGACAGGCUUCGGCAUAGAUGCAGUUCUUCGCCACGCAAAUGGCGGAAGUGCUGUUUGGGCCAUUGCUGCCGGUUUAUCGGUAGCAAGUUAUGGUGGAAUUUACGAACUCGCGAGGUCCUCGGUCACCCCAAAAAAGCUUUCUGAGGAAGACCAGCGACGAUAUGACUUGUUUGACGACUUUGCAAGAAGAAAAUUACGGGCAUGUGGUAUGUGCCAUUUAAUUGACAUUAAGGAGGCUGUGCGAGGCGACCCAAAAGCAAGAUCCCUCACUUAUCUUUCUGAUGAAAGCUUAAGGAGGUUUGUACGAAACCGGUUCCCAAAGGCGAAACGGUCCCCCAAUGGGUAUUAUCGGGGUUUAUCUCUUCUGGAUUUGACUGGGCGUGAGCAGGGGCGAGCGCCAUGA